AUGGCCGAGACAGCGGCGGAGGUCGUCAACCGCGUCGACGAGGAGAUGCGCGCCGAGAUGAUCGAGUGCCAGGCCUGCCCUCCGCCGCCUCCAAUCCACACCGCCCCCCGCGUCUCCGCGCAGCUCCGGCGCUGGACCACCGAGCAGAAGCACAUCGUCGACUCCCUCACGCUCGACGCGCAACGCACGCUCGAGGGCGAUAAGGAGAACCUCGCCAGCAAGAAGGAGGAGCUCAGCGCGGCGCUGGCGGCCGGCGACGCGCUGCGGCAGAGCUCGGAGGAGGAGCGGAGCAGGGCGGAGCAGCUGCGGCAGGAGCUGGAGGUGCUCAGCUCGCAGGAGGCGCUGCUGCCCGCGGAGCACGCGAAGCUGAGCAAGAGCCUCGAGGGGCAGCGAAGAGCGAGAGACCCGCCGAGAGCAGGCAAGGAGUCCAAGCUCGCCGAGCUGCAAAAGGGGUGCGCCAUGUACAAGCAGCUGCUCGCACUCGACUUCGAGCGCGUCGGAGGCGAGACGCAGCAGAGAGGCGGCAGAGGGGCGGCAGAGAGGCCGCAGAGAGGCGGCAGAGGGGCGGCACUGGUCGAGAGCCUCAACCAGACCAACGACUUCUCGGUCUUUGUGCGCACGCUGCGCGCCGAGUUCAAGCGGCUCUGCGCCUGA
Emiliania huxleyi CCMP1516 is the source of this 654-nucleotide messenger RNA. RefSeq lists its product as hypothetical. The coding region runs from base 1 to 654 and encodes 217 amino acids. Lineage: Eukaryota; Haptophyta; Isochrysidales; Noelaerhabdaceae. The record is from RefSeq and is a predicted model, not a curated record. The transcript has 7 exons.